Phragmites australis (common reed) is the source of this 2786-nucleotide messenger RNA. Its product is annotated as subtilisin-like protease SBT1.5. The transcript has 2 exons. The coding region runs from base 221 to 2635 and encodes 804 amino acids. Lineage: Eukaryota; Viridiplantae; Streptophyta; Magnoliopsida; Poales; Poaceae. Gene Ontology annotation, molecular function: serine-type endopeptidase activity. Gene Ontology annotation, biological process: proteolysis. The record is from RefSeq and is a predicted model, not a curated record.
CCCUCGUCAUGCACCGCGUCCGUGCAGUGCUGUGCACAACCACGGCAACACCGCAUCUGGCCUGGCCAUCUCCCUCCCCCCAGGCCCCAGCAGGCCCCAGCAUCCGUCUCCUUCACCCGAGGAGGGAGGCAGCGAGGCAGGCAUUGAGACCCGCUCGCUUUCCGUUUUCCCCUUGGCUGCUACCCCUAACCCAGUCCCUCCACCGCCCGCCCGAUCCGCAAUGGUGCUGAUGCGGCCGUACCACCUUGUGCUGCUGCUGCUAGUGGUGGUUCUUGCCGCUGUGGCGGGCGUAUCGGCGCGCGUCGGCAGCAGGGGAGGGGGAGCGGAGCGGACGUACAUCGUGCGGGUAGACGCCGACGCGAAGCCGUCGGUCUACCCGACCCACGCGCACUGGUACGAGGCGGUGGUGCUGGCGGCGGCCUCCAGCGACGGUGGCGCGGGGGAGUGGCCGGAGGGCGGCCCGCUGGUCCACACCUACUCAUCCGCCUUCCACGGGUUCUCGGCGCGGAUGUCCCCGGCCGCCGCUGCCGCGCUGGCGUCCGCCCCCGGGGUGGUGGCCGUGGUGCCGGAGCGCGUGCGCCACCUCGCCACCACGCGCUCGCCGCGCUUCCUCGGGCUGCUGUCCUCCCCGCCGUCAGCUCUGCUCGCGGACUCGGACUUCGGGGCUGACCUGGUGAUAGCCAUCGUCGACACCGGCAUCUCGCCGACGCACCGCAGCUUCCACGACCGGGGGCUCGGCCCCGUGCCGACCAAGUGGCGCGGGGUGUGCGCGUCGGGGCCCGGGUUCCCGCCCAGCUCCUGCAACCGUAAGCUCGUGGGCGCGCGGUUCUUCUCCAAGGGCUACGAGGCCACCUCCGGCCGCAUGAACGAGACCGCCGAGGUCAGGUCGGCGCUCGACACGGACGGCCACGGGACUCACACCGCGUCCAUCGCCGCCGGGCGGUACGUGUUCCCGGCGUCCACUCUCGGCUACGCGCGCGGCGUGGCCGCGGGGAUGGCUCCCAAGGCGCGCCUCGCGGCGUACAAGGUGUGCUGGGUGGGCGGCUGCUUCGACUCCGACAUUCUUGCUGCGUUUGAUGCGGCUGUUGCUGAUGGUGUUGAUGUGGUUUCGCUCAGCGUCGGCGGUGUGGUCGUUCCGUACUAUCUCGAUGCCAUCGCCAUUGGGGCGUUCGGCGCGACCGAGGCCGGGAUCGUCGUGUCGGCUUCGGCCGGCAACGGUGGGCCUGGCGGGCUCACGGUGACCAAUGUGGCGCCUUGGAUGGCCACCGUCGGGGCCGGGUCCAUGGACCGCGCCUUCCCGGCCAACGUGCAGCUUGGCAACGGGCAGGUGCUCGACGGCGUGAGCGUGUACGGGGGUCCGGCGCUCGAGUCCGGCAAGAUGUACGAGCUAGUGUACGCCGGAGCGAUCGGCGGCAGCGCAGCCUCGUCCGCGGCUGAUGGCUACUCGGCGUCGAUGUGCCUCGACGGUUCGCUGGACCCAGCCGCAGUCCGCGGCAAGAUCUUGGUGUGCGACCGCGGCGUGAACUCGCGCGCCGCCAAGGGUGACGUGGUGCACCGCGCGGGCGGCGUCGGGAUGGUGCUUGCCAACGGGGUGUUCGAUGGUGAGGGCCUCGUUGCGGACUGCCACGUCCUGCCGGCAACCGCUGUCGGCGCAGCCUCCGGCGAGAAGCUCCGUAAGUACAUUGCUUCAUCCACUAAACAAAGGCCAGCCACGGGCACCAUCCUGUUCGAAGGCACCCACCUCGGCGUGCACCCGGCGCCGGUGGUAGCUGCAUUCUCGGCGCGUGGCCCGAACCCCCAAUCCCCGGAGAUACUGAAACCGGAUCUGAUAGCCCCCGGCCUCAACAUACUCGCGGCGUGGCCCAGCGGCGUCGGCCCGGCCGGCAUCCCCUCGGACAACCGCCGCACCGAGUUCAACAUCCUCUCGGGCACGUCCAUGGCCUGCCCGCACGUCUCUGGACUCGCCGCGUUGCUCAAGGCCGCGCACCCUACCUGGAGCCCCGCCGCGAUCAAGUCGGCGCUCAUGACCACGGCCUACAUCGAGGACAACAGCAACGGCACCAUGGUCGACGAGUCCACCGGCGCGGUUGCUGACGUGUUCGACUUCGGCGCCGGGCACGUGGACCCGAUGCGCGCCAUGGACCCCGGCCUCGUCUACGACAUCACCCCUGCGGACUACGUGAACUUCCUCUGCAACAUGAACUACACCGAGCAGAACAUCCGCGCCAUCACGCGGCGCCAGGCUGACUGCCGUGGCGCGCGCCGGGCCGGGCACGCGGGCAACCUCAACUACCCGUCCCUGUCCGCCACGUUUGUCGCGGAGGACGGCGCGAGGGCGGCGAUGAAGACCCACUUCAUCCGGACGGCGACCAACGUCGGCGGCGGGCGGGCGGUGUACCGCGCGGCGGUCCGAGCCCCCGAGGGGUGCAACGUGACCGUGAAGCCGAGGCAGCUGGCGUUCCGGCGCGACGGGCAGAAGCUGAGCUUCACGGUGCGGGUGGAGGCCGCUGUAGCGCCCGCCAAGAGGAUGGAACCCGGUAGCUCGCAGGUGAGGAGCGGGGCGCUGACGUGGAGCGACGGGCGGCACACCGUCAGGAGCUCGAUCGUCGUGACAGUGCAGGCGCCACUGCAGUGAGCAACAGCCAAGCCGGAGCUGAUGAAGUGAUCAAGUGAACACAAGCUCAGUGGAAGUGCUCUUCUAAGAUAUUGCUCCAUGGACCUUAAGUUGUAAUAUCGGAGCUUUCCAAGCGGUUUUAUGAUGCGUGUGCAUCUACGAUCUUGUACCA